CUUCUGAUUUGUAUUCUCUUUGUUUAUAGCUUUUUACCUGCACCUACACAGCUAUCUCAGGACCAGCUUGAGGCUGAAGAGAAGGCGAGAUCCCAGAGAUCCCGGCAGACCUCCCUGGUCUCCUCCCGGAGAGAGCCUCCCCCAUACGGGUACCGGAAAGGCUGGAUUCCUCGGUUAUUAGAGGUGAACGAGGAUCUUCAGUUUGAAUCCUUGUUUGAAGAACUACAAAUCCCAGAAGGCACUUCGGCUAGGGAGCCUGCGCAUCGUGUUCUCCUUCCUUCCCCCGACUCGUCUCCGGGAAAGACCCGCCCCGGGGUGCGUCGCUCGCGCUGGAAACAAGCGGAAGAAGAUGGCGCUCACCAGGUCAUUUAUAGCAAGUACACUGACCUGGUUCCCAAGGAAGUCAUGAAUGCAGAUGACCCAGACCUGCAAAGACCUGAUGAAGAAGCUAUUAAAGAGAUUACAGAAAAGACAAGGGUAGCCUUAGAAAAAUCUGUAUCACAGAAGGUUGCUGCAGCUAUGCCAGUUCGAGCAGCUGAUAAACUGGCUCCUGCUCAGUAUAUCCGAUAUAGCAAUAAAUUGAUUUUCAACUCUGUACACACAGAGGAUGGGGAGGCACGUGAGAGGGACGAAAUCCGGCAUGACAGGCGGAAAGAGAGACAGCAUGACCGGAACCUUUCUAGGGCAGCUCCUGAUAAGAGGUCGAAACUACAGAGAAAUGAAAAUCGAGAUAUCAGCGAGGUCAUUGCUCUUGGUGUGCCCAAUCCUCGGACUUCCAAUGAAGUUCAGUAUGACCAGAGGCUCUUCAACCAAUCCAAGGGUAUGGACAGUGGUUUUGCAGGUGGAGAAGAUGAAAUUUACAAUGUUUAUGAUCAAGCCUGGAGAGGUGGUAAAGAUAUGGCCCAGAAUAUUUACAGGCCCAGUAAAAAUCUGGACAAGGACAUGUAUGGUGAUGACCUAGAAGCCAGAAUAAAGACCAACAGGUUUGUUCCCGAUAAGGAGUUUUCUGGUUCAGACCGUAGGCAAAGAGGUCGGGAAGGACCAGUUCAGUUUGAGGAAGAUCCUUUUGGUUUGGACAAGUUUUUGGAAGAAGCCAAACAGCACGGUGGCUCUAAAAGACCCUCAGAUAGCAGCCGCCCCAAGGAACAUGAGCAUGAAGGCAAGAAGAGGAGGAAGGAGUAGACAUUCCUCUCUUCAAAGUGAAUGGACUGUGAUCGAUAACCCUAAUGAUGCAGGUCAUGUGGGGGAACACUUUCUAAAUGGCCAGGAUAAAAACCAAAUCUGGGGUCAGACCCCAGUGCUACUUUUUAUUAUGGGAGAAAGGGGGGAUGGAUAAUUCUACUUUGAACUAUUUAGUUUUUUUAAAAGAGUGGGUUGUGUUUGUGCUUCUCCCACCUUUUGGCAUUUAUAGAACAUACUGCCCCGCACAUGAAAUUAAGACCACUUCCUUUUGUGUGACCUUAGUACUUUGGGGUAAGUACUUUGUGUAAGAACGACUGCUUAUGAAUAAAGUUACCCCAAACACAGUGAGAAGGAUGUUCCCAUAUUGGAACUGUCCUGCCAAACAAUGUUUUCCCCUAUUGUGUUCUGUUUUAAUUUGGAGUGGGGAGAAUAAGCUCUUGCUUGGUGCAACUAUUUGUUUCAAAUAAAAACAUUUAGACAAAA
Messenger RNA from Hipposideros armiger (great roundleaf bat), 1665 nucleotides. RefSeq names its product SNW domain containing 1 (gene SNW1). Gene Ontology annotation, biological process: mRNA splicing, via spliceosome. Gene Ontology annotation, cellular component: spliceosomal complex. The transcript is spliced from 8 exons. The record is from RefSeq and is a predicted model, not a curated record. The annotation marks the transcript as partial. NCBI's taxonomy places the organism in Eukaryota, Metazoa, Chordata, Mammalia, Chiroptera, Hipposideridae.